UCAGGAGCGUGUGGAUUGCGAGCUACUGCAGAACUCUGUUCUCAGGACCCAUUAUUUUAAACAUUUGGGAGAAACACAUCCAAAAGGUACGCAGUUGACUGAGGAGGCCGGGAGAAUCUGAAGAUUCCGAUGACAUCAGAGCUACUUUUCAGCAAGCUUCUCAGCUUCCUUUCCCACAUAGCAGAGGCUCAGCCCGGAGACAGACGAUACUGACAUGUGCAUUUGGUGAACAGCAAACGAUGAAGAAAGAAAAGCAGCAUAUUCCCUAAGAAGUGUUACCUCCGUGCCACUACAUAGCUCUGUGCUAAAGGAGGGAGGUUCUUCGGCUGCCCUAGCUGCAGAUCAGCGCUGAGGUCCGCCUUGGAGUUUGCCUGCCUCUUAACCUGUCACUGCCAGAGGACAUCCUGGUCAGAAUGUAACAGCACAUCACUCUCUGACUGCUAGGGAAGGUGAUCGGCUGACGUUAACUUCCUGAAGUUGGAUCUUACAGACAAAAAAGAAAAAAGAAAAAAAACAACCAAAACAAAAAACAUAUCUUUAAAGUGACUAGAAGCCAAGCCCCUGUGAACACUUGUAUUGAACAUGACUCAUGGAGAAGAGCUUGGCUCUGAUGUGCAUCAGGAUUCUAUUGUUUUAACUUACCUAGAAGGAUUACUAAUGCAUCAGGCAGCAGGGGGCUCAGGUACUGCCGUUGACAAAAAGUCUGCUGGCCACAACGAAGAAGACCAGAACUUUAACAUUUCUGGCAGUGCGUUUCCCACCUGUCAAAGCAAUGGGCCCGCUCUCAAUACACAUACGUACCAGGGAUCUGGCAUGCUGCAUCUCAAAAAAGCCAGACUGCUACAGUCUUCUGAGGACUGGAAUGCGGCAAAGCGGAAGAGGCUGUCUGAUUCCAUCGUGAAUUUAAACGUAAAGAAGGAAGCUUUGCUGGCUGGCAUGGUUGACAAUGUGCCUAAAGGCAAGCAGGAUAGCACAUUACUGGCCUCUUUGCUUCAGUCAUUCAGCUCCAGGCUGCAGACUGUUGCUCUGUCACAACAGAUUAGACAGAGCCUCAAAGAGCAAGGAUAUGCCCUCAGUCACGAUUCCUUAAAAGUGGAAAAGGAUUUAAGGUGCUACGGCGUGGCCUCGAGUCACUUAAAAACUCUGUUGAAGAAAAGUAAAACCAAGGAUCAAAAGUCCGGUGGCACCCUCCCUGAUGUGACUCCAAACCUCAUCAGAGAUAGCUUUGUGGUGGAGUCACCUCAUCAAGUCGGACAAAGCGGGACAAAGGUCAUGAGUGAACCCUUGUCAUGUGCCGCAAGAUUACAGGCUGUUGCCAGCAUGGUGGAAAAAAGGGCUAGCCCCGCCACCUCCCCUAAGCCUAGCGUGGCCUGCAGCCAGUUAGCGCUGCUCCUUUCCAGCGAAGCCCAUCUACAGCAGUACUCUCGGGAACAUGCUCUAAAAACCCAGAGUGCACAUCAAGCAGCAAGCGAAAGACUUGCUGCCAUGGCCAGAUUGCAGGAAAAUGGUCAGAAGGACGUGAGCAGUUUCCAGCUCCCCAAAGGGGCAUCUGGCCAUCUCAACGGGCAGGCCAGAACCUCCUCAUCCUGCAAACCUGUGGCUAGCAAGAAUAAUGCCGCAACGUUUCAGAAUCCAAUGGGGGGUGUUCCUUCUUCCCCCAAAAACACGGGCUAUAAAAACUCACUGGAAAGAAACAGCAUAAAGCAAGUUGCCAAUAACAGUUUGCUUUUACACCUUCUCAAAAGCCAGACCAUACCCACGCCAAUGAAUGGGCAUGGCCAGAAUGAGAGAGGAAGUCGUUUCGAGGAGAGCAGCACCCCCACCACAAUUGAUGAGUACUCCGAUAACAACCCUAGUUUUACAGACGACAGCAGCGGAGAUGAGAGCUCCUAUUCCAAUUGUGUUCCCAUAGACUUGUCCUGCAAACACCGCAUGGAGAAGCCAGAGGCCGACAGACCGGUUUCUCUUGAGAACCUCACUCAAUCCCUGUUAAACACGUGGGAUCCCAAAGUCCCUGGUGUGGACAUCAAAGAAGAUCAAGAUACCUCAAAAAAUUCCAAGCUGAAUUCACACCAGAAAGUCACCCUUCUUCAGCUGCUCCUUGGCCAUAAAAGUGAAGAGAAUGUUGAAAGGAACGCCAGCCCUCAGGAAGUCCCCUGUGAUGUGACUAAGUUCAGUCCACAGAAUUACACAAGGACUUCUGUCAUUGAAAGCCCCAGUACACACAGGACUACCCCCGUGAGCACUCCACCACUGCAUACAUCCACCAAAGCGGAGUCUCCCAUCAACCUUUCUCAGCACUCUCUGGUCAUCAAGUGGAAUUCCCCCCCACCGUACGCCUGCAGUACUCCCUCUUCCAAGCUAACCAGCACCGCGGCUGGCCACUUGAUGGACUUCACAAAAAGCAAAGAGUCGCCAGCAGAGAAACCAGCCCCGAGUGAAGGUGCCCCAAAUUCGGCAACGUUCAGUGCCAGUAAACUGUUACAAAAUUUGGCACAGUGUGGAAUGCAGUCUUCCAUGCCGGCGGAAGAGCAGAGACCCAGCAAACAGCUGUUAAGUGGAAAUGCAGAGAAACCUCUCGGUGUGAUCGAUAGGUUAAAUAGCCCUCUGCUCUCCAACAAAGCCAAUGCAGUUGAAGAAAACAAAGCCUUCAGCCAUCAGCCAGCAGGACCUGACCCGGCCCUGCCAGGUUGUGAGAUAGAGAAUCUGCUGGAAAGACGCACUGUCCUUCAGCUGCUCCUGGGGAAUUCCAACAAGGGGAAGAGCGAAAGGAAAGAGAAAAUUCCUUUGCGAGAGGAAGGUACCCAGGAACAUGCAGAGAGAUCUGUGAGUGAACAGAUACUGAUGGUGAAAAUCAAAUCCGAGCCUUGCGACGACUUCCAGGUUCAUAACACAAACGUGCAUUUAAACCAUGACGCUAAGAGCGCCCCGUUCUUAGGCGUCACUCCCACCAUGCAGAGGAGCACAGCUGCCUUACCAGUGGCCGAGGACUUUAAAUCAGAGCCCGCUUCACCUCAGGAUUUUUCUUUCUCAAAGAAUGGUCUGUUAAGUCGAUUGCUGAGACAGAAUCAAGAGAGUUACCCAGUGGAUGAUCAGGACAGGAGUCACAGAAAUAGUGAGUUGACGCCCCUGGAGUCAAAGAACUUUUGCAUGGUCCCCAAGAAAAGGAAGCUUUAUACGGAACCACUAGAAAAUCCAUUUAAAAAAAUGAAAAAUAGUGCUGUAGAUACUGCCAGUAAUCACAAUGCCCCGGAAGUACUCUAUGGGUCCUUGCUUAAUCAGGAAGAACUGAAAUUUAGCAGAAAUGACCUUGACUACAAAUACCCUGCUGGUCAUAGUUCAGCCAGUGACAGUGAACACAGGAGCUGGGCCAGAGAGAGCAAAAGCUUCAACGUUCUGAAACAGCUGCUUCUCUCCGAGAACUGUGUGCGAGAUCUGUCCCCGCACAGGAGUAACUCUGUCAUCGACAAUAAAAAGAAAGGACAUAAAAAUAAUGUGCCCAAUAGCAAACCUGAUUUCGGCAUUUCUUCUUUAAAUGGACUGAUGUAUAGUUCCCCUCAGCCCAGCAGUUGUGUGGAUAACAGGACAUUUCCAUACCCAGGAGCGGGAAAAUCUCCUCUGAGUCCUCCCUUCCCGGAGCACUUGAGCUGCGUGGGGUCCAGACCAGAACCUGGGCUUUUGAAUGGGUGUUCCGUGCCCAUUCCCAACGAGAAGGGACCCAUUAAGUGGGUCAUCACAGAUAUGGAUAAGAAUGAGUAUGAAAAAGACUCCCCAAGACUGACCAAAACGAACCCAAUCCUCUAUUACAUGCUUCAGAAAGGAGGCAAUUCUGUUACCACCCGAGAAACACAGGACAAAGAAGUCUGGAGGGAGCCUUCAUCUGCUGAGAGGGUCUCACAGGUGACAAUCAAAGAAGAGUUACUUCCUGCAGCAGAAACUAAAGGUCCCUUCUUCAAUCUAAGAAGCCCUUACAAUAGCCAUAUGGGAAAUAAUGCUUCUCGCCCACACAGUACAAAUGGAGAAGUUUAUGGACUUCUGGGAAACGUGCUCUCAAUAAAAAAGGAGUCAGAAUAAUGUGUAUCUGCUGUACCAUUUUUGGAUCUUUUUAAAAUUAAUCAGUAUGAACUUGAGAUCUGUAUAAAUAAGAGCAUGAUUUGAGAAAAGCAUGGUAUAAUUGAAACUUCUUCAUUCUGAAAGUAUUGGUUACUGGUGAUGUUUAAAUAUGCAUACUAAUUUUUGCUUAACAUUAGAUGUCAUGAGGGAACUAUUGAACUAGAAGUUGGUUGUUUAAUACUUCUGUGUACAUCAGAUGACAACUGUGAGUAGCCUAUGGAUGAAAUGAUUUUAUAGUCAUAAAUAAGAGGCAUACGUUAAAAUGCAAAAACUCCAUCAACAGUGGAUUGAUGCGGUUUGCUUGCUCUCUUUGUUAGGGUACUUCAUCUCGCAUCUCAGAAGUCAGCCUACAUAACACGUUUUUAAAGUCCAAAUUGUUAACUAUUGAAAGAUAAUCAAAUUAAGAAAAACCCAGAAGCCUUCUGCUGAUUCACAUCUCAUCAGUUCAAAAGUAAGAAGAAGUAGUAAUGCUUACAUUUUUCACUUUUGCUAAACAAAAAUUCUUUUUAACUCUUGGAAGGGGUUUUGAGAUUCCCAUUGUGUCUGCCCCACCCCAGACGUUUUCAAUGUGUAUUUCUUUAAACCUUGUACUAUUUAGUAAAAAUUGAUUACAAUGAAGGGCAGUUUAAUAGAUCCUUCAAAAUAAAAGGCAGAUUUCCAUUUUUUAUAUUUUGACUACUUUCCUAAAUUAAUACUCCUCCUUUUACAAAAUUAGGGAAGGUAAUGUUCAUCUUCAGGCAGUUUCCUGAAUAAUUGACUACUUAGAAAUAGUUUUUAACAAAAGCAAAAAUGGGUUUUCUUUGAACGAUUUUCACCAUCUCUUGUGAAGUUAAUCCUCCCCAUUCCUGUGGUACCUGUAAAUCUUAGGACCAGGAUUUCUUAAUUCUGGGCACAGAAACUGCAUUAGGACCAUAUGGAGCAGUUGUUUAAAAUGCAGAUUGCUAGGCAGCAUCUCUCAGGUCUCCAGAACAGGGUCUCUGCUGGACCUGGGAGUCUUCGGUCUACACCUUAACAUGUUCUGUAUGUGUUGGAAAACCAUGGCUUACAACUUUUCCAGAACAUGAGACUUUAAAGAAACUAUUUGAUGCCUAUACUUACCCCCAAUACAGUCACACAUCAACUCAAAAUUUGCAGUAUUGUAGUUCCUAUAUUGCUGUUAUAUCUUUGGAAAUCAGGUUCAGAAUACUUUUUAUGACAAAAAAAAUCAGGUAGAGGGGACACAACUUUCCUAUCUGGGUCAACAUCUCAGGAAAAUCUGUGAUUAUUUAUUUGUUCUAAUUAAUAACACCAACUUAAUUAGCCUUAGGGAUGGAAUAACAGGGCCACUUAGCAAACUCAGGUGAUCCCAGGAUGGUUGGGAAACUUCUCCUGAAUACAUCCUUACCUUCUAUUCAAACAGUCUUCUGCAGAACAGUGCUUAUGAAGAUACCAGUUUAAACCCAAGAAAGACAUUAAGCUCAGAUUGCCUGAAAACCAAUAAAAGGGCACUUAUCAGAACAUAACAGAACCUACACAGUCACUACAUGGCAUCAACUCGUUUUACACAUGUAUUCAAAGUAAACACUGAUACUGUCUUGAAAGAGCUUAAUAUAUGAUUGAGCCACGUGGAAUUUCAGUCUUGAAACAAGUUGCUUUUUAAGUUCAGUUUUUAUAGCCCACAAUUCAUCCACCAGACAAUAUUUUAUUUUCAGUCUUGAACCAGGUUAGCAAACAACUUAUCAAAACAUUAUUGUGUACUCAAUAAUUAAGUAGAAGGAAGUUUAUUUGAAGUUGCUGUAUGUACUUGAUGUUGUUUCUAAGAUUUUUUUUAUAUUGCAAAUGGACAUUAUUUCUUAAUUAUCUAAAAUUCUAAAUGGUUAUUUUUUCUCAAGAUGAUUUGUAAAUAGUUAAUGGAAAUGUUGUAUGGUAAUUGGAGUGUAUAUUAUGCUACAUCAGAGGGAGGAGAAGGCGUAUGCUUAUUCUGCUAUGAAAAAUUCCACUGGCCAGUGAAGACAUUUUACUCCAUGUCCAUACUGUGACGAUCUCAUUGUCUACACUCUAUAAAUAAGCUUUACACUAAGUCGUUUUUCUCAGUUAUUGUGAAAGGGUUGGAGCCUUAGAAGUAUAUUGUAGGAUGCUGGUGUUCAUCCUCCGUUGGAGGCAAUGUGUUUCUUACGGUGGAGCAGCACUUAGGUCAGGGAAACGUCCAGAGCCAGCCUUGUUUUGUCUGUUUGUUUUUGGUUGGAAUGGGAAUAGGUAAUACAGAAAUCAAUGUGACUCUAAAGAAUGCUGUUCUGACUUACUAGAGAAUACCCCCACGUGGAGUUUACAGUAAUCCUAAUGAAGAGAAAGUGCAUACAUCCACAAAUUUACCUUGUUUAUGCAUAUGUAGAUUCAAAUAUGCACACAUACACAUUUUCCAGGACUAUUUUCGAUACCUAGGCAAUUUCUUCCUAAUAAAGUCAUUUGUGAAAGGGUACUACAACUCUCAUUGACAUCAGUAAGGUAGCAUUACCUGUUUGUUCUCUGCUACAUCUUACAGAAGAAUAAACUGGUGAGAGUAUAUAUUUUCUAUAUAUAUAUAUAAUGUAUAUAUAUAUAUUGACUUGUUACAUGAAGAUGUUAAAAUUGGUUUUUAAAGGUAAUGUAAAUAGUGAUUUCCUUAAUGAAAAAAAUACAUAUUUUGUAUUGUUCUAAUGCAACAGAAAAACCUUUUAAUUUCUUUGGUUCCUGUAUAUUCCAUGUAUAAGUGUAAAUAUAAUCAGACAGGUUUAAAAAAUUGUGCAUGUAUGUAUACAGUUGCAAGUCUGGACAAAUGUAUAAAAUAAAUCUUUUAUUUAAGUUGUGAUUACCUGCUGCAUGAAAAGUGCAUGGGGAACCCUGUGCAUCUGUGCAUUUGGCAAAAAUGUCUUAACAAGUCAGAUCAGAUGUUCAUCCCAACACGACAGUAUUUCAUUUCUGGACAUGACUUCUGUGGCUUAAGCUUUGUGAGGGAAUGUGCUUUGAAUCCAAGGGUCUUAAUUUUUUUUUUAAAUCAACCACUUUUCAACAUAAAGAAUUCACACAACUUCACAAAUCUUGAAAUCCCAUUGGAAACAUUAUAACCAGGAAUAGUCCAGUGUUCCUGAAUGCUGGAAUGCAGGCACAUUACCAUUUACGGUAAGAAUUCUGGGGUUUACAGCCAGUUUUGAUGCAAUCUGCUUAGUAGUAUAAUUUGCCAUUUUUAUUAGAAAUUUAAUUUCUUCAUAUGAUGUCAUGAAUUGUACAUACUGCAGUGUGAAUUUUUUGUUUUGUUUUUUUAAUCUUUUAGUGUUUACUUCCUGCAGUGAAUUUGAAUAAAUGAGAAAAAUGCAUUGUCUCUAA
Messenger RNA from Peromyscus eremicus (cactus mouse), 7455 nucleotides. RefSeq names its product nuclear receptor interacting protein 1 (gene Nrip1). The record is from RefSeq and is a predicted model, not a curated record. Gene Ontology annotation, biological process: regulation of transcription by RNA polymerase II. Bases 583 to 4074 code for a protein of 1163 amino acids. The transcript has 3 exons. NCBI's taxonomy places the organism in Eukaryota, Metazoa, Chordata, Mammalia, Rodentia, Cricetidae. Gene Ontology annotation, cellular component: nucleus. Gene Ontology annotation, molecular function: signaling receptor binding; transcription coregulator activity.